AUGGAGUUUCUGAGCGAGAAGUUUGCCCUCAAGAGCCCACCGAGUAAAAACAGUAACUUUUACAUGGGCGCAGGAGGCGCGUUGGAGCACGUUAUGGAGACGCUGGACAAUGAGUCCUUUUACAGCAAAGCGUCGGCGGGCAAAUGCGUGCAGGCCUUCGGGCCCCUGCCCCGCGCCGAGCAUCACGUGCGCCUGGAGAGGACCUCGCCCUGUCAGGACGGCAGCGUGAACUAUGGGAUCACUAAAGUAGAAGGACAGCCUCUUCACACCGAACUAAAUAGAGCUAUGGACAACUGUAACAGUCUCCGGAUGUCUCCCGUGAAAGGGAUGCCAGAGAAGGGAGAACUGGAUGAACUUGGGGAUAAAUGUGACAGCAACGUAUCCAGCAGUAAGAAACGGAGACACAGAACCACCUUUACCAGCUUGCAGCUGGAGGAGCUGGAAAAGGUCUUUCAGAAAACCCAUUACCCGGAUGUAUACGUCAGAGAACAGCUUGCUCUGAGGACUGAGCUGACUGAGGCCAGGGUCCAGGUUUGGUUUCAAAAUCGAAGGGCCAAGUGGAGAAAAAGAGAACGUUAUGGCCAAAUCCAGCAAGCUAAAAGCCACUUUGCUGCCACCUAUGACAUAUCAGUUUUGCCAAGGACUGACAGCUAUCCACAGAUUCAGAACAAUCUGUGGGCAGGAAAUGCAAGUGGUGGUUCUGUGGUCACUUCAUGCAUGUUGCCACGUGACACUUCCUCCUGUAUGACACCUUACUCUCACUCGCCUCGGACAGAUUCCAGUUACACAGGGUUUUCAAACCACCAGAACCAGUUCAGCCAUGUGCCCCUCAACAAUUUUUUCACUGACUCUCUUCUUACCGGGGCUACCAAUGGACAUGCAUUUGAAACAAAGCCAGAGUUUGAAAGGAGGUCCUCCAGUAUCGCAGUUCUUCGAAUGAAAGCCAAGGAGCACACUGCCAAUAUUUCAUGGGCCAUGUAA
Globicephala melas (long-finned pilot whale) is the source of this 981-nucleotide messenger RNA. It is a transcript of the gene ALX1, whose product is annotated as ALX homeobox 1. The record is from RefSeq and is a predicted model, not a curated record. NCBI's taxonomy places the organism in Eukaryota, Metazoa, Chordata, Mammalia, Artiodactyla, Delphinidae. Gene Ontology annotation, biological process: negative regulation of DNA-templated transcription; positive regulation of transcription by RNA polymerase II; embryonic skeletal system morphogenesis. Gene Ontology annotation, molecular function: DNA-binding transcription activator activity, RNA polymerase II-specific; RNA polymerase II transcription regulatory region sequence-specific DNA binding.